Eupeodes corollae is the source of this 1243-nucleotide messenger RNA. RefSeq lists its product as uncharacterized. The record is from RefSeq and is a predicted model, not a curated record. Gene Ontology annotation, molecular function: DNA binding. The coding region runs from base 153 to 1211 and encodes 352 amino acids. The transcript has a single exon. NCBI's taxonomy places the organism in Eukaryota, Metazoa, Arthropoda, Insecta, Diptera, Syrphidae.
UCAACUGACAACUACAGAUGCAGACCGCAAUUCAUAGCAUACGACAAGAAUACAAAUUAUAAAUAAACAAACAUAAAACUAAAUUUACUAAAUAUUUGUCUUUGUUUAUGUUUCAUAAAAAAUUAAAAUUUAAUAACUAAACUAGAACAAAUAUGUCCUUAAUGUGUGUUUAUCAAGAUUGCCUAUCAGUAAAGUAUCCAUGUAGUAGAAUUGCAUUUUUUCGAUUACCAACCGAUGACCGACGAAGUACUUGGAUCAGGAAUUCGGGAAAUAAAUCACUUUUGAAAAUAAGCGAGAAGGCUCAAAGAUUUUUUUGUGAAAAUCAUUUCCGAGAAUGUGACAUAAAUAAUCAAUUUAAUAGAAAACUAUUGAGGAGAGAUGCCGUUCCUAUCGAACAUGUGUCGUUGAGAGAUGCCUUAAAACCAGCCGCAGAUGAGACCAACGUGCAUGUCGAAUCCAAUGAGUUCGGAAGUAAAUUUUUAAUAAAGAACAAAAGUAUUCCUUUGAGGCCAAUAGUUGAUACGAUUCAUCACCAAAAGAUUAUCCAGAAAACAAACACAGAACUUAUAGAAUGUCUCGAAGACAACACUGAUUAUCAAAGUCUCUUCGAAGAACUAGAGAGCUCUACAACAGUUGAUGCUGACGAGGUGGACACCCCUGCAGAGGAAAGUAGUAGCAGUAAUCCAUAUCGUUUGUUAGAAUUAUAUGAUGAUGCUAGUGAAGAACCUUCAACUACUAGAAUUCUUGUACAGGAGGAAGAUCAAGAAUCCACAUCAACAAAAACAAAUGAAAAACAACAUCAAGGAGAAUCAAUGGAAAUAUACCUUGAAGAAAAUAGUAAUAAUAACCAAGUAGAUUCCUCGACAAUUGAACUUGAGGGGGAAAACGGAGUGGAAAAUAUAGAGACACUUGAUGAAGAUGAAGAACCCACAGCAUAUGUGUUACCAACUAAGAGGAAACGUCCAAAUGAAACCCUCGAAAUACCACCACCGGUACCGGUGGUAAUGGUGGGAACACCCAACAGUGAAAUUAAUAAAAAUCAUUCAUUGACAACUUGUAAUAAUUAUGAUACCUACGAAGAAGAUAAGCAUUUUGCUUUGUCGCUAGUUGGAUAUUUUCAACGUCUGCCACAGGGUAAGAAAGCAUUGGCUAAAUUGAAGAUUCUGCAGUAUCUUACUGAAUUAGAAGUAGAUUUGCCAACAAGUUUGUAAAAAUGUAAUAAACAAUAAUUGUAAGUAAAUUA